AGAUGAAUCGAGUGGUUCAAGAACCGAGUGCCCGCAAUGUCCCUAUGGCUUCUUCUGUGACUUCGUCUUUACUUUCGAUCUGGCUUCAACAACGCACGAUGACGACCUCGAAACUGCCUCAGGACUUCGUCUGGGGCUUUGCAACUGCGGCCUACCAAAUCGAAGGCGCCCCACACACCGACGGCCGCCUCGACAGCAUCUGGGACACAUUCAGUCACACGCCCGGUAAAACUGCCGGUGGUGACACCGGCGACGUCGCCUGCGACAGCUACCACCGUGCAGCCGACGACAUCCGCCUCCUCCGCGAACUGGGUGCAAAGGUCUACCGCUUCAGUAUCUCGUGGCCGCGCGUAAUCCCUCUCGGUGGGCGCGACGACCCUGUCAAUGCAGCCGGUCUGGCCUACUACAAGACGCUUGUCGUGGACCUAAUCGCCGCGGGCAUCGCGCCAUGGAUUACGCUGUACCACUGGGACUUACCCGAAGCACUGGAGGCGCGAUACGGCGGGAUGCGCAACGGAGCCGAGUUUAUAGCCGACUACACGCGAUUUGCGCGGGUCAUGUUUGAAGCCCUGCCGGAGUGUAAGUUUUGGGUAACAUUUAAUGAGCCAUGGUGUAGCAGUGUGCUGGGGUAUAGUACCGGGCUGUUUGCGCCAGGGCGCACGUCAGAUCGCACGGUGAGUGAGGAGGGUGAUAGUAGUACAGAGCCGUGGAUCGUUGGGCAUCAUAUGUUGCUUGCGCAUGCGAGUGCGGUCAAGGUGUAUCGUGAGGAGUUCAAGGCGCGCGAUGGUGGCCAGAUUGGAAUCACGCUGAAUGGCGACUGGGCCGAGCCCUGGGACGCCGCUGACCCUCUGGACGUCGAAGCCUGCGAACGCAAGAUGGAAUUUGCGACGGCAUGGUUCGGCGACCCGAUCUACUUCGGCACAUACCCGGCCAGCAUGCGGGCGCAACUGGGCGUACGCCUUCCCAAGUUUACCGACGCGGAGGCCGCACUCGUGCGUGGCAGCAACGACUUCUACGGUAUGAAUCACUACUGCGCGCACUACAUCCGGCACCGGGACGAGCCCGCAACCGCCGACGACUACGCCGGCAACGUGGAUAUUCUGCCGACGAACAAAGCGGGCGACGAGAUUGGGCCGGCGACGCAGUCUGUGUGGCUGCGGCCGCAUGCGCCGGGGUUCAGAAAGCUGUUGUGCUGGCUGAGCGCACGGUAUGGACGGCCGGUCAUGUACGUGACGGAGAAUGGGACGAGCGUGGCGGGCGAGAACGGCCUUGCGGUGGAGGACUUACUGCAAGACGAGUUUCGCUGCAGGUAUUUCGAGGAGUAUAUCACGGCCAUGGCGGAUGCACGAGCGAUUGAUGGGGUGGAUGUCAGGGGAUAUACGGCGUGGAGUCUACUAGAUAACUUCGAAUGGGCAGAGGGAUAUGAAACACGUUUUGGAGUGACAUAUGUCGACUAUGCGGGCGGCCAAAAGCGGUAUCCUAAGAAGAGCGCACGUGUGAUUGGACAAGUCUUCGACAGAUUGAUCGAGAAAGCGUAGUUAGAAGGAGCUUUGGGCGUUAUUGCGCAAGCUUGACUCUGCAUUCGCACGCCAUUUGGUUGCGCGAUAUCGAGCAUGAUCAAUAAUCGCGCUGACAUAUGAGCUUCACGCAACAUGCUCAAGAGAUAGAUGAAUAAAAAACACAUGUUCGUAUGCCGGCGCGUCUCUUGCAUUUAUGUCUAUAAUGGAGCAAUGUAGACAUAAACUUGCCAUAGCUUGAAUGGAGUGCUCGAAUACGAAAAGUCCGUGGC
Pseudovirgaria hyperparasitica is the source of this 1789-nucleotide messenger RNA. RefSeq names its product beta-glucosidase. Gene Ontology annotation, biological process: carbohydrate metabolic process. Gene Ontology annotation, molecular function: beta-glucosidase activity. The transcript is spliced from 4 exons. The record is from RefSeq and is a predicted model, not a curated record. The annotation marks the transcript as partial. NCBI's taxonomy places the organism in Eukaryota, Fungi, Ascomycota, Dothideomycetes, Acrospermales, Acrospermaceae.